Lodderomyces elongisporus is the source of this 318-nucleotide messenger RNA. RefSeq lists its product as uncharacterized. The transcript has a single exon. Lineage: Eukaryota; Fungi; Ascomycota; Pichiomycetes; Serinales; Debaryomycetaceae. The coding region runs from base 1 to 318 and encodes 105 amino acids. The record is from RefSeq and is a predicted model, not a curated record.
AUGUUUAUACGCAAUUUAGCAACAGCUGCUAAACCCCUUAAACCCACCUCGUCAUCGCUUUCUACUUCAAAACUCAAGAAAGAUAUUCCCUCCCUUGAAGAAUAUCUAUUCAAACAACGAGUCAAACAAGUCUAUAGAUCAGUUCUUAGGCAACUAGCUCACCAUCAUGAAAAACGAGAUCUUACUAAGUUUAUACGUGAUGAAUUUAAAGUGAAUGAGGCAGAGCGUGACUUAACAUAUAGGAAGUACUUGUUGAGCCAGGGAUUGAAUAGGAUUGGACAGAUGAGUGCUAGUCUUGGGUUGAACAUUCGUGUGUAA